CUGGACGGGGGCUGGCUCCCGAAAAGAAACGGAAUACUGGGCGUAACUCCGCUUGGCUAAGCGGACCGUACACACAAAUCUAACGCCCCUGCAUCACCGUAGCUCAGCACGCGCAUUUACGCUUGGUGCUCAGACCAAAUCCGAGCUCGCGCACGCAAUCCGUUUCCACUUCGGGUGGUGUCGAGAAAGGGCCCCGCUUCUCUUGACUCCGCAUAUUCCACUCUCUUCAAGCCUCAACUCGAGACGUCAAAUCUUGCCGUUCCGUCGGUGAAAACUCCCUGACAGCGCGCAGCGGCUUAAAGAGGAAGAAUGGCGGAUUCGAGCAGCACCGCAGCGGUCGGGGCCGCAGCCUCAGCCUCCAACAGCGCUACCGCUGCCGGGGCGGCUGGCACUGUUGCGCAUGAUGGAGCGCCGGGGGCUGCGGGACCGAAAGCCCCGUCCGAAUCUGUGAAGGGCCAGAUAUUUGACGUGGGCCCCCGCUACACCAACCUGUCUUACAUCGGGGAGGGGGCUUAUGGAAUGGUGUGUUCUGCCCUAGACCACAUGACAAACCAGCGAGUAGCCAUCAAGAAAAUCAGCCCUUUUGAGCACCAAACAUACUGCCAGCGUACAUUGAGAGAGAUCAAGAUCCUGCUGCGUUUCAACCAUGAGAAUAUCAUCGGUAUCAAUGACAUUCUAAGGGCUCGCCACAUCGACAAUAUGAGAGAUGUUUACAUCGUGCAGACACUGAUGGAGACAGACUUGUACAAGCUGCUCAAGACCCAGAAGCUGAGCAACGACCACGUUUGCUAUUUCCUCUACCAGAUCCUGCGAGGACUCAAGUACAUUCACUCAGCCAACGUGUUGCACCGGGACCUCAAGCCCUCCAAUCUGCUCAUCAACACCACUUGCGACCUCAAGAUUUGUGACUUUGGCCUGGCACGAAUUGCUGACCCUGAGCACGACCACACAGGAUUCUUGACCGAGUAUGUAGCCACACGUUGGUACAGGGCUCCAGAAAUCAUGCUUAACUCAAAGGGAUACUCCAAGUCUAUUGACAUCUGGUCUGUGGGCUGCAUCCUGGCUGAAAUGUUAUCAAACAAGCCAAUUUUCCCUGGGAAACAUUACCUGGAUCAGCUCAACCACAUUCUCGGUGUCCUUGGCUCUCCAUCCCAGGAAGAUCUGAACUGCAUUAUCAACACGAAAGCCCGAAACUAUCUGCAGUCUCUCCCCGAAAAACCCAAGAUCCCCUGGGAGAAGCUUUUCUGCAGGGGUGACUCAAAAGCUUUGGACCUGCUGGGCCGCAUGUUGACCUUUAACCCCAACAAGCGUAUCAGUGUUGAAGAGGCGCUGGCUCAUCCUUAUCUGGAGCAGUACUACGACCCCACAGAUGAGCCAGUGGCAGAAGAGCCCUUCACUUUCACCAUGGAGCUGGAUGACCUUCCCAAGGAGAAACUGAAGGAACUCAUAUUUGAAGAGACGUCCCGCUUCCAGGAAACCUACCAGGGCUCCUGAGACACACGGUCAAAAAGGGUGUAAAUGCCAACCACAGGCUUGGAACCUGAAGACCCCCAGAUGACAUGCUUAAAUACAAGAAAAUGCAUCCUCAAGAAUCCAAGGAAAAGAAAAACUAUGAACAUUAACUGCUUUUCUUUCCAUUUCCACUGCAAGAAAGCUAAGUGUUUAACUUUGAUUUGUGUCGUUAGGCGGGGCCGUCGUGUCUCUUUACUCAGUACUCCCCCCCCUCCUUUAAAAAACAUUCUUCGGUUUCCUGUUCAGUGUCCCAGCUCGUCCUACCCCUCUCCAUCAUAAUCAGCUCUCAUUAUCCGCUCAAUCUCUUUUUCGCAGUUUUUUUCCAACUCUCUUGCUUCUAUUCUCAUAAACUACUCUUCCUUAUUAACCAACACCAUUACUCUGUUGUCUUGCUACAUACGUGUACGUUAGAACUUGCAAUCGAGGGCUAAAAGAAUGGGGGUGCUUAUUGUGUGGGUUCAUGUACAUUAGAUACAAAAUAUAAAAAAAAAAGUUUUUCUUUUUAAGUGGGCUCAUCACAGCUUUCAUUCGUACAUAAUUGUUUGCUUUAAAAUCAGCUUACCGUAGUUGUAUUUAUGUGUUCUCUGGUUUAUCUGUGGAAGUCAUGUUGAACGUUUGACUUUCUACUGGCAUGUUUGCAGGUUUACAGUUUGUAUUUUUAUUUUGAAUGAUGUUCAUAUGAAUGCAUGCAUUCCUGAAAUUAACCAAAGUGGAUGAGAGAUGCAAGGAACUAGUGUGGGAAGUAACCUUGUUAUGAUUUUGAACCAUAUAAACAUUUCUUGAGCUAUAGCUCAGACAAAGGGCAAACGGAUUGAGCUCUCUCUCUCUCUCUCUCUCUCUCGCUCUCUCUCUCUCUCUCUCUCUCUCUUUAUUUAUUUGCAUAAAGUUAGUCACGCUAUGGUAUGAUAAUUAGAGGCCGUCAUGUUGCCAAGUCCCACAAAGUUCCAGUAUACCUUUUGGAUGCUUUCUGCAGAUAAUGUGCCCCUACCUGGUUAAUAAUCUGUAUUAAAGGUUGUAUGACCAGUAAAAGCACAAAUACCACCACUGUACAGACAUGAAACACCAUUGAGAUGCACACGCUGUUAUACUUCAUCACUCAUUUCCUUCCUCCGCUCAAUACUAUAUCACCAAGGAGCCACUAUGGCAUCCCGCUACUACAUUACAUCACUAUAUCAGUUGGUUGGCGUUUCUGUAUCAUUCCUCACCUGCAUUUCAAGGGACCAUACACAACUAAAAGUUAGGGAACUGAAUUAGAAUUUAAUUUCAGAUCAUUUAAAUUAAAAGUUAGGGAUAAUGAGCUUUCAGGGGAAAUUUCAUGAUGAACCUGAAAUGCACUAUAACAACAGAUUAACCUAAUUUUACCUCUAAACUUGUGUAUGCAUGUCCAACUGUUCAGUUACAGUGCUUUAUUGCAGAACUUCCUUUUUUUCUAACAGAGAGGAGAAUGGCAAAAUUCACGUUUAAUCCAUGAAUGGAACAAUACAUUUCCUGUUUCAGUUAUACAUUUAAAUUUAAACAGCCCUCUUCAUUGUGCUGUUCAUAUUUUGACAUCAUGAUGCCAAGAUGACACCAGCAGGUUACACCAGAUACAAAAAUACUUUUUUGUUUUGUUUGUUUAUUUUUAUUUUUUUUAUUUUUUCCCACUCCAGAGAAACUCAAAUUAAGUUAUUAUUAUUGUGGAUUUUAGGUUCAUCCUAAAAUUUCCUCAAAAUUCAAAGCCCAAUAUGCCUACAUUUUUGGGAUUAGUUUAUAUUCUGGAGCAUGAUGGGAUUGUCCUAUUCUACUGCGCUGUUUUGACGUUUACACUGAACUGUCAGAGAGGGCCAAAUGGAAACAAUAUAUCUACUAAUGGGCUCUAAUGACUGAGAAGUCAGGAAGUAUUUUCAGGUUUGAAUAAUUUUUGCCUCAAUAAAUGCGUGUAGGUGUGUAUGUGUGUGUCAAGUAGCUGUAGUUUUUUUUUUUUUCCUUUUUCUUUUACUAGAACGGCUCCCUCUUGUGACUACUGAGGAAACUCCAUGUGAUUUAAAUCCAUCCAUCCAUCAAUUUUCUUCAGCGCUUAUCCUCACUAGGGUCGCGGGCUGCUGGAGCCUAUCCCAGCUAUCAUCAAUCCCCAAAUUACCUCCAAUCUCUAGUGGUUGUGUGUGUCCCUCUCGUUUUCUUUUUGUGUUCCAAUCUUCUCUGCCUGUUUAUCCAGUUGCCAUAGUGACCAUGCCUCACUGUGCAAACAAGUGGCAUUGUUUCCCAUAGACUGCUUGUAUAUUUGCUAUUUCUGUGCGUUCUCUUUUCCUGUUUGUAUCACUGCUUAACUGCUGCUUGGUGGCGCGCCACCCAUGGGUCCAGCUCAGUAACUGCACUGACAAUGUAAAGAAAAUGGACCAACAUGUGCUCAGGUCCUGGCCCUGGACCGCCUGCUAGCUUCAGCCUCCCGCUUUAAAAAUGUUGCCCAAAGCGUCGCUGUUCUCUCAGAAGCCAUAGCCAGCACUAACUAUGACUGUCCACAAUGGGUGUGAGGCUUUUUUCUGCACGUGGUGAAAUCCAUUGAUUUAUUCGCCUUCCCAACACUUGCCACGCUUUACUCAAAGGGCUGCCUCCGCCCGUCCCUCCUUGUGUGCACUUCUAUCCAGCCACGACUGCACGUUUGCCAUUCGCUGCCACUUUUUCGACUAAUCACAUGACCCAAUCAGCACAUCUGCACUUUGUUUUUCAUUUCGGUCCUCAGUCUUUCUCUCCAUGUGUCCAUCCUGGUCGCUCAGCUUUAAGUGUGUGUGUGUGUGUGUGUGUGUGUGUGUGUGUGUGUGUGUGUGUGUGUGAGAGAGAGAGAUAGUGUCUGAUUUCUGACAAGUUGGAUUUCUUCACUAUCAUUUAUCCAAUAUUUUUGUUUUUCAAACUUUGCGUGUUGGCUUGGACGCCGUCCCGCUUUGUGCUUUUUCAUAUGCGAGUAUUUUUUUUCAUCCAGUGCAAAGUGGGUCUUACAAAAAUAAUGUUUUUUUCAUUUGAAUAUCCAUCAGCCAUGAGUACACAAACCCUGCUUGCUUUUCCUGUGACGUGACAUCAGAUGAGGUUGCCAUGUUUCCCAACCAAGAGGACUGUGUUUUACAAUCACAUACACAUAAACACACUUUGUCUGAGAAGUGUAUCUGUGUGUGCCUGUGACAUGUUGCACUUGAACAUGCCAUACACAUUCACGCAGCGUGUAUUUAUAAUUCUAGUGGCCCGUCUGUCAUGCGGCCUGGUUCCAGACAUGGUUGUUUUUAAAUGGUGGUUCUUAUUAUUACCGUUGUUGUUAUACUGGUGAGUUGUAUUUUUUUCCAUUUAAUUUGAUUUUUUUUUUUUAAUUACUUAAAAGGGACUUAAAGUUGUAUCAGUUUAUAUAUAUAUAUAUAUAUAUAUAUAUAUAUUAGGAUGUUUUUUUUUUCAUAAUUUCUCUUAUGGAUGUGAUUAAUAAUGACAGUCUAUUCAAUCUGAAGGUUUUUUUUCUUGGAUAUUCCCUCCAAGUUCUUUAUGAGGAAUUAUUUUUAAAGGAGUUAUUUUUUGAUCGUCAAAGAGAUAUGAGUUAAGGGUUCUAGUCUGUAUAUUGUAUGGAUAUUAAUAAAAUUAACAAAGGAUCAAAAUUAUAUUACAAAUAAUUGAAUAAAAAUUUCCUG
This is a messenger RNA of Phycodurus eques (leafy seadragon), 5156 nucleotides long. RefSeq names its product mitogen-activated protein kinase 3 (gene mapk3). Gene Ontology annotation, cellular component: cytoplasm; nucleus. Gene Ontology annotation, molecular function: ATP binding; MAP kinase activity. Gene Ontology annotation, biological process: protein phosphorylation; intracellular signal transduction. The record is from RefSeq and is a predicted model, not a curated record. Lineage: Eukaryota; Metazoa; Chordata; Actinopteri; Syngnathiformes; Syngnathidae. The transcript has 9 exons. Bases 310 to 1494 code for a protein of 394 amino acids.